AUGGCGGCCAACAAGGGGAUGGUGGCGGGCUCGCACAACCGCAACGAGUUCGUCAUGAUCCGGCACGACGGCGACGCGCCCGCCCCGGCUAAGCCCGCGAAGAGCGCGAAUGGGCAGGUGUGCCAGAUUUGUGGUGACACUGUUGGCGUUUCAGCCACUGGUGAUGUCUUUGUUGCCUGCAAUGAGUGUGCCUUCCCUGUCUGCCGCCCUUGCUAUGAGUACGAGCGCAAGGAGGGGAACCAGUGCUGCCCUCAGUGCAAGACUAGAUACAAGAGACAGAAAGGUAGCCCUCGAGUUCAUGGUGAUGAGGAGGAGGAAGAUGUUGAUGACCUGGACAAUGAAUUCAACAAUGGGAAAGGUCCAGAGUGGCAACUGCAAAGAGAUGAUGCUGAUCUGUCUUCAUCUGCUCGCCAUGAGCCACAUCAUCGGAUUCCACGCCUGACAAGUGGACAACAGAUAUCUGGAGAGAUCCCUGAUGCUUCCCCUGACCGUCAUUCUAUCCGCAGUCCAACAUCAAGCUAUGUUGAUCCAAGCGUCCCAGAUCAGUUCCCAAAAUGGUAUCCAAUCAACCGUGAAACAUAUCUUGACAGGCUUGCAUUGAGAUAUGAUAGAGAGGGAGAGCCGUCACAGCUGGCUCCCAUUGAUGUCUUCGUCAGUACAGUGGAUCCAUUGAAGGAACCUCCACUGAUCACAGCCAACACUGUUUUGUCCAUUCUUGCUGUGGAUUACCCUGUUGACAAAGUGUCAUGCUAUGUUUCUGAUGAUGGUUCAGCUAUGCUGACUUUUGAGUCUCUCUCAGAAACCGCAGAAUUUGCUAGAAAGUGGGUUCCUUUUAGAGAGUAUGAAGAAUUCAAAAUAAGAAUCAAUGCCCUUGUUGCCAAAGCACAGAAAGUGCCUGAAGAGGGGUGGACCAUGGCUGAUGGAACUGCUUGGCCUGGGAAUAAUCCUAGGGACCAUCCUGGCAUGAUUCAGGUUUUCUUGGGGCACAGCGGUGGGCUUGACACUGAUGGAAAUGAGUUACCACGUCUUGUCUAUGUCUCUCGUGAAAAGAGACCAGGCUUUCAGCAUCACAAGAAGGCUGGUUCUAUGAAUGCACUGGUAUGCUUUUCUCUCCAUGAAUUCACUUCUACUCCAGGCACUUUAUUCAUCUGUUCCAUGCUAAUUAUACCCCUUUCACUGGUGGGCAGAUUCGUAUCUGCUGUGCUGACAAAUGGUGCCUAUCUUCUCAAUGUGGAUUGUGACCAUUACUUCAAUAGCAGCAAAGCUCUUAGAGAAGCAAUGUGCUUCAUGAUGGAUCCAGCUCUAGGAAGGAAAACUUGUUAUGUACAAUUUCCACAAAGAUUCGAUGGCAUUGACUUGCACGAUCGAUAUGCUAAUCGGAACAUAGUUUUCUUUGAUAUCAACAUGAAAGGUCUAGAUGGCAUUCAGGGUCCAGUCUAUGUGGGAACAGGAUGCUGUUUCAAUAGGCAGGCUUUGUAUGGAUAUGAUCCUGUUUUGACUGAAGCUGAUCUGGAACCUAACAUUGUUGUUAAGAGCUGCUGUGGUAGAAGGAAGAAAAAGAACAAGAGUUAUAUGGAUAGUCAAAGUCAGAUUAUGAAGAGAACAGAAUCUUCAGCUCCCAUCUUCAACAUGGAAGACAUCAAGAGGGUAUUGAAGGAUGAAAGGUCAGUGCUUAUCUCCCAGAGGAAAUUGGAGAAACGCUUUGGUCAGUCUCCAAUUUUCAUUGCAUCCACCUUUAUGACUCAAGGUGGCAUACCACCUUCAACAAACCCAGCUUCUCUACUAAAGGAAGCUAUCCAUGUCAUCAGCUGUGGGUAUGAGGACAAAACUGAAUGGGGAAAAGAGAUUGGCUGGAUCUAUGGUUCAGUUACGGAGGAUAUUCUGACUGGGUUUAAAAUGCAUGCAAGAGGAUGGCAAUCAAUCUACUGCAUGCCACCACGACCUUGUUUCAAGGGUUCUGCACCAAUCAAUCUUUCCGAUCGUCUUAAUCAGGUGCUCCGUUGGGCUCUUGGGUCAGUGGAAAUUCUGCUUAGUAGACAUUGUCCUAUCUGGUAUGGUUACAAUGGGCGAUUGAAGCUUUUGGAGAGGCUGGCUUACAUCAACACCAUUGUUUAUCCAAUCACAUCCAUUCCGCUUAUCGCCUAUUGUGUGCUUCCUGCUAUCUGUCUUCUUACCAAUAAAUUUAUCAUCCCUGAGAUUAGUAAUUAUGCUGGGAUGUUCUUCAUUCUUCUUUUCGCCUCCAUUUUUGCCACUGGUAUAUUGGAGCUCAGAUGGAGUGGUGUUGGCAUUGAAGAUUGGUGGAGAAAUGAGCAGUUUUGGGUUAUUGGUGGCACCUCUGCCCAUCUCUUCGCGGUGUUCCAGGGUCUGCUGAAAGUGUUGGCUGGGAUUGAUACCAACUUUACAGUUACCUCAAAGGCAUCUGAUGAGGAUGGUGACUUUGCUGAGCUAUAUGUGUUCAAGUGGACCAGUUUGCUCAUUCCUCCGACCACUGUUCUUGUCAUUAACCUGGUCGGAAUGGUGGCAGGAAUUUCGUAUGCCAUUAACAGCGGCUACCAAUCCUGGGGUCCGCUCUUUGGGAAAGCUGUUCUUCUCGAUCUGGGUGAUCCUCCAUCUCUAUCCCUUCCUCAAGGGUCUCAUGGGCAGGCAGAACCGCACACCAACAAUCGUCAUCGUCUGGUCCAUCCUCCUCGCGUCUAUCUUCUCCUUGCUGUGGGUGAAGAUCGAUCCUUUCAUCUCCCCGACACAGAAAGCUGCCGCCUUGGGGCAAUGCGGUGUGAACUGCUGAUCGAGACCGUGACUCUUAUUUGA
Miscanthus lutarioriparius is the source of this 2808-nucleotide messenger RNA. Lineage: Eukaryota; Viridiplantae; Streptophyta; Magnoliopsida; Poales; Poaceae. The record is from the annotation of a GenBank genome assembly.